Messenger RNA from Chenopodium quinoa (quinoa), 1303 nucleotides. RefSeq names its product aquaporin NIP6-1-like. The coding region runs from base 228 to 1151 and encodes 307 amino acids. The record is from RefSeq and is a predicted model, not a curated record. Gene Ontology annotation, biological process: transmembrane transport. Gene Ontology annotation, molecular function: channel activity. The transcript has 5 exons. Lineage: Eukaryota; Viridiplantae; Streptophyta; Magnoliopsida; Caryophyllales; Amaranthaceae. Gene Ontology annotation, cellular component: membrane.
CUGUAAUGUCCCACCACCAUUUUGUACAUUGCACCAAAUGAAAGCCAACUCUCUUUUGCUCUUCCAUUUCAUCCACUAACUUCUUUUCUCUCUUUUCCUAGUCUAGAGAUUCCCCCUCCUAAGUCAACCUUCAACAGUAACUACUAUAUAAAUACUGCUAUACUGAAAUUUGGAUAAACAUUAGCCAAUAAACAAGUACUCACAAACCUUAGCUUAUCUCUGCCAUAAUGGAAAAAAUGGAUUCUGAGGAUCCUCCUUCUAUGCCUUCGACCCCGGUAACCCCAGGUACUCCAGGGGCUCCCCUCUUCGGAGGCUUUGCUGUCGAUAGGCCUAAAAAGAAGUCACUUCUCAGUAGGAGAUCCAAUUGUUUCACUGUAGAUACUUGGCCUAAUGAGGAGGGUGGCUUGCCCGCUGUGACCUGCAGCAUUACAAUGCCCCCUCCCCCGGUUCCUUUAACAAAGAAGGUGGUGGCAGAGUUCGUCGGUACCCUUAUACUAAUCUGUGCGGGCGCAGCCACUGCUAUUGUGAAUCAGAAGACGGAUGGAUCAGAGACGCUAAUCGGCCUUGCUGCCUCCAGUGGCCUUGCAGUCAUGAUCAUCAUUCUCUCUACAGGCCAUAUUUCCGGUGCCCAUCUGAAUCCAUCUGUCACCAUCGCCUUUGCAGCACUGAGACAUUUUCCAUGGACUCAAGUUCCAAUAUACAUAGGAGCACAAACGUUGGCAUCUCUAUGCGCUGCAUUUAUUCUCAAAGCAAUUUUCCACCCUAUCAUGGGUGGAGGUGUAACUGUUCCUUCAGUGAAUUAUGGUCAGGCUUUUGCAUUAGAGUUCAUCAUCGCCUUCAAUCUCAUGUUUGUUGUCACUGCAGUAGCCACCGACACAAGAGCUGUGGGAGAACUGGCUGGAAUUGCAGUGGGGGCAACUGUCAUGCUCAACAUACUUAUAGCUGGGCCAACUACAGGAGGAUCAAUGAACCCAGUGAGGACACUGGGGCCAGCCAUAGCUGCAAAUAACUAUAAAGGGAUAUGGAUCUACUUUACCGCCCCAAUUCUUGGGGCACUCUGUGGGGCAGGUGUCUAUUCUGCCAUCAAGUUGCCAGAGGAGGAUGAAGAUGCCCUCAAGCAGCCCUCAGCAGCAGCAAGCUUCAGAAGGUGAAUUAUUCAGAAUGAAUGAUGGUGCUUUCUGUGAGCAAAAUGACAACUAGUAUCCAGUUGCUGUGUGCAUUGUAAAUGGUAUAAUGUCAAUCGCAAAAAAUGUGACCUAUAUGAAAACUGAGUUUUGAGUUUUCAACAGCUCAUUGGAAGUUA